Molecule: messenger RNA, 1017 nt
Organism: Abrus precatorius (Indian licorice)
Lineage: Eukaryota; Viridiplantae; Streptophyta; Magnoliopsida; Fabales; Fabaceae
Product: protein ABSCISIC ACID-INSENSITIVE 5
Exons: 4
Coding region: 1-1017 (338 amino acids)
Biological process (GO): positive regulation of DNA-templated transcription
Cellular component (GO): nucleus
Molecular function (GO): DNA-binding transcription factor activity
Source: RefSeq, a predicted model, not a curated record
AUGGCUUUCCAACAAUCAGGGCAAAAGGUGCAAUUGCAAAAUCCAGAAGCUACAUUUUCCCAACUUAGUAAACAAAACUCAAUACUCACACUCACCCUUGAUGAGUUCCAAUGCAAGAGUGGAAAGAGCUUUGGAUCCAUGAACAUGGAUGAAUUCCUUGCCAGCAUUUGGAGCUCUGAUGAUAAUCAAGUUAACCCACCACUACCCACUCAUAAUGAAGCUGCCAAGAGUAAAGGUGUUGCAAAAGAACCAACUCAACCUACCACUUCCAAGCAAGGUUCAUUCUCUGUCCCUCCUCCAAUUUGCAAUAAAACUGUGGAUGAAGUUUGGUCUCAAAUCCAUAAAGACAAACCACAACACAAUGCAGCUAAUGACAACCUUGGCAAGAAUGAGACACUCAAAAAGCAACAAACGCUUGGUGAAAUGACUUUGGAGGAUUUCCUAAUAAAAGCUGGGGUAGUACAAGAAUCAUCAUCACAUCAACCAAGAACUACUUGUAAUAAUAUUGCAACAAAUGGGCCAUUGAAUGCAAGUUAUAGAUUGAGGCCUGCAAUGAGGAUGGGAUUUUCUACCCAACAUGAUACUGGGAACAAUGUGUCUAUUAAUGGGCUUGAAGCACACCAAAUGUUGCUGCAGAAUAACAACUUAGUUGUAAAGGAUCAAGCUACAAGUCGCACACUAGAGAAAUGCCAAACCUUACCAGAGUCAGGUGGGAAUGGUAAUAGGAAGAGGAUAAUUGAUGGUCCUCCUGAAGUGGUAGUAGAGAGAAGGCAGCGCAGAAUGAUGAAGAAUCGCGAAUCAGCAGCACGAUCUCGAGCAAGAAGACAGGCAUACACGGUGGAGUUAGAAACAGAGUUGAAUCUGCUUACAGAAGAGAACGAGAAGCUAAAACAAAUUCUGGCUGAAGCUGAGCGCAAGAGAAAACAAGAGAUUUCCCAGAGAAAGCACUCAACAGUGGCUCAAAAGAGGACAGAAAAAUGGAGGGCAAUGAGGAGGCCUAUAAGUGCUGCCUGGUGA